Messenger RNA from Myxocyprinus asiaticus (Chinese sucker), 3974 nucleotides. RefSeq names its product centriole, cilia and spindle-associated protein-like. Lineage: Eukaryota; Metazoa; Chordata; Actinopteri; Cypriniformes; Catostomidae. Gene Ontology annotation, biological process: regulation of mitotic spindle assembly. The record is from RefSeq and is a predicted model, not a curated record. Bases 313 to 1164 code for a protein of 283 amino acids. The transcript is spliced from 4 exons. Gene Ontology annotation, cellular component: cytoskeleton; ciliary transition zone; centriole. Gene Ontology annotation, molecular function: microtubule binding.
CAUAUAUUCAGUGGUUGGACAGGUUUAAAAUGCGAAUUUAUAAUACGCCUAUUAUUUAGUGGAGUAUACUUAAAUAUUUUGAUGACGCAUGUGGACUCACAAUAAACGCGACGCAGCAUUGUAGCGAUUUGUUAAUUGCACGAAAAACAUGCAUUAAAACGCAUGUCCCUUUAGAAAGAAGAUGUCAUCGGCUUAUGUAUUAUGUAAAGAAUAUAAAUAAAUUAUGUGGUCACAGGGCUGUAACCUACUGUGCAGGAAAACUGGAAAAACAACACAUUCCUGCAUGCACGGUGACUAUUUCAACAGGACCAAAUGUCGACCAAUAACAACUUGAUGUCCAAGAAGAUCCGGACGGAAUACAUGAAGAAGUUCCGGGAUCCAAAGUGGGAAACAUUCUCGAAAUGUUAUGAGGACUGUGUGAAAUACAGACUGACCCGAAGGCUGAUGGAGCAGACUCAUAGACCAUUAUUUGGGGACGGAUGGGACAGUGGGUCCGACUCAAGUGGAAGGUCCAGUCCGAAGAUGCACAAGGUAAACCACUCAAAUGCCAAACAGUACACAUCUUCCAAAGAGUCCAAGAACGAGACCGCAGAGGUUCGGAAUUCCUGGAAGCCACAGGUGAAUGGGGAAGUUCAUACGGAUACUAGUGCAGCCUUGGAAAGCUCAACCCCCGUAGAAAAUGGUUGCAAAGGCGCAAAAACUACAAACGGACCAUUGGAAUCUGUUACGACACGCCGUCCGAGACAUCGGGCGCCCUGUUCAGAACUGAGCUACCCUAAAAGGGAGCUGGACAGUGACGAAUCACAUCUAUCUGUGUUAAGAAAACCAUCCAGGGCCAAGAGCCAACCACCAAGCAACACCAAGGACCGGAUGUCCAACCGUGACAACAGACGGUCUUUUAUCCAAUAUGAUUGUGCCGACAGGCAUAUUGAGACCAGGGACAGAAGGACACCAAACAUAAGAACAUCCAUGUCCGCUGGAGAGAUUCAUCGGGCCGACGUGGGCGUCCAGACUCGAAGAGAGUCGGAAAAACGUGGAAGAGGAUUAGAUCACCGGAGGGCAAGGUCAGCUGACCUGGAAAAGUGCCGUCGAUCAGAACUGUGUGUUGUGGAUGAGCGCUGGAUGACCGAGUACAUGCGCUGCUUCUCUGCUCGACUGAGAUAGACGGCUGAUCCCGGAUCAGUUUAUUUCAAUGGAUUUGAUAUGAGGUACAGGUCGCAGGUAACAGAUCUCAAACCAGCACUACAGGACAAUUUUAAAAUAAAGUUUGGAAGAAUCAGUGGGAUUCUGAUUUGAAUUCCUUCACUUAUGAUAUGAGAAAAAAAAAUUAUAAUAAAAAGGUUAAUUCCGUAUUUUUGGAGACUGGCUACAAUCACUUUUUCAUGAAUGCAAAGAAGGACCAAACAUUUAUUUACUACACCAUUACUACACAUUUGCUAGUACACUUAUUGUGAUGUGUUUUGUUUUCAAAAUCUUGUUUCUGCCAAUUUCAUGGCCUUUGAUGGUCAUUAUGUUUCAUAUUCAGAUAGUUUGAAUGGACCAAACAAUUUAUAGAGAGACAGUUGAUAAGAACUGUUCAUUACUCAGAUUGUUUCCUCUCAUUUUUCACUUUCUAGAGUGCUAUUCUAGAUGCUUCAGCCUGCCUGUGUUGUAAGUUAAACUGCUUCAUAUGUAAGCUGUACACAUUCUUGCUCUUUCGAAUGUAAUUGAUUGAUGUGGUUUGUUUGGUUUGUGCUUCUUUUAUAAGAUGGUCAAUGAGUUGGUGUUGAAAGACGGUGUUAGAAGUGCAGUCUUGACAUGAAAUGUUCAGCAUGAUCUCAUGAACAUUAUGUGACUGUGGCAACAUUUUUGCGAAACAAAAUUACGUGCUUCAGUACACGUUUAUCUGCAGUUUCCCAGUGAAAUGUCCAGCGGGGGGCGCCAAAAGUGAGUAAAAUGGUGUUUUUAUUUUUUAUUUUUCCCUUUUUCUCCCAAUUUGGAAUGCCCAAUUCCCAAUGUGCUUUUAAGUCCUCGUGGUCGCAUUGUGAUUCGCCUCAGUCCGGUUGGCGGAGGACAAGUUGCCUCUGCGUCUGAGACCAUCAGCCCGCGCAUCUUAUCACGUGGCUUGUUGAGCGCAUUGCCACGGAGACAUAGCGCGUGUGGAGGCUUCACGCCAUCCACCGCAGCAACCAUGCCCAACUCACCACGUGAGAACAAACCACAUUAUAGCAACCACGAAGAGGUUACCCCAUGUGACUCUACCCUCCCUAGCAACCGGGCCAAUUUGGUUGCUUAGGAGACCUGGCUGGAGUCACUCAGCACGCCCUGGGAUUCGAACUAGCGAGCUAGCGAACUCCAGGGGUGGUAGCCAGCUUCUUUACCACUGAGAUACCCAGGCCCCCCCUAAAAUGGUGUUGUAAGAUGAGGUUUUUAAAGUGAAUAUUAGACGGAGGAUUUAUUGAGUAAAACGAUCCUCCCUAACCUAAAAUUUUAACAAAUAGUGAUGGAAGAUCAAAUGCGAGGUAAACAAAACAGACAUCCUUACCCUUAACCAACACCUAAACCUAACCGAUAGUGUCCAAAAACAAAAUGCGAAAUGAAAAGCACAUUUUUUAAAGCAACCAUGUAGUUUUGUGUCACUUCUACAAAACGUUUGUGUCGUGUAUUAACUUGCGUACAGUAAAAGUGUUUCGAUAUCAAAACAGCAGUGUGUGAUUAAUAGUGUUUAUUAAUUGUUAAUUGUUUAUAGAGUCGUAUUCAACCAUUGUACUCGUGGUUUGUGUGAAAGUGAAUGAAAGGCACAGUUAUUGUAAGGCCUCUAGUGUUCAGUUCACCAGAAAACUGCAACGAAACGUAGAACGUGGCACGUAAAAGUCAAAUUGCGAAAAUGUUGUUGUAGUAACGGUCAUUCUGUGAGACUAGGUUCCAAAUGUUUUCUACAAAAAGGGAAAUUUCCCUUACCAGUCAUUAUUUAAAUCAUGUAUUUUCCACUUUUUGCACACAUCAAAGAUGUCAAGUUAUCAAUAAUUUAAGGAGGAACAGAAACCGAGGGCUAGUCGAAGGCAAUCUGUUGAUUCUUGUGAAUGUGACACAUUAUCGUACAUUGAGUUCAUUAUAUUUCUAACUGAUGGUGCACAGAUUUUUGUUCCUAAAUACAUAUUUAUGGAUGUCUUAUGAAUAUAUUUUGCUUUUCAGUGAUAUUUGCAUCUGAUCAGAUUGUUGUAUUGUUGUAUUUUUACUCUCAGUUGACUAUCUGGACAUUUUUAUUUUUAUUUGUUUAUUUAUUUAUUUUUUCUCCCCAAUUUGGAAUGCCCAAUUCCCAAUGUGCUCGAAGUCCUCGUGGUGGCGUAGUGACUCGCCUCAAUCCGGGUGGCGGAGGACGAAUCUCAGUUGCCUCCGCGUCUGAGACCGUCAAUCUGUGCAUUUUAUCACGUGGCUUGUUGAGCGCGUUACCGCGGAGAUGUAGCGCAUGUGGAGGCUUCACACUAUUCUCCGCGGCAUCCACGCACAACUCACCACACGCCCCACCGAGAGCGAGAACCACAUUAUAGCAACCACGAGGAGGUUACCCCAUGUGACUCUACCCUCCCUAGCAACCGGGCCAAUUUGGUUGCUUAGGAGACCUGGCUGGAGUCACUCAGCACGCCCAGGAUUCAAACUCACGACUCCAGGGGUGGUAGUCAGCGUCUUUACUCACUGAGCUACCCAGGCCCCUAUCUGGACAUUUUUUAAUCAAUUGUUCACUUGCUUGUUAUUUCAUGAAGGAAACUUGUUCUGUUUCUGGCUACUCUGACAUUUUUGAAUGAAGUACAUGUAAUAUGCUUUAUCAUAUAAUAUCAACUUGUUUUUUAUCAGUAAUGUUUACAUUUUGACCACUGUAUUUGUACAUGAGAACUCACACAGGUAAUUUAUAUUUUCAUCUGCACAACAGAAAUGCUCUGAAUGCAUUUCAGUGAAUAAACUAUGUUUGAGUAAGAUCAUGUUCCCUCAAUAUU